This is a messenger RNA of Sceloporus undulatus (fence lizard), 3149 nucleotides long. It is a transcript of the gene TPO, whose product is annotated as thyroid peroxidase. Gene Ontology annotation, molecular function: heme binding; calcium ion binding; iodide peroxidase activity. Gene Ontology annotation, cellular component: membrane. Gene Ontology annotation, biological process: thyroid hormone generation; response to oxidative stress. NCBI's taxonomy places the organism in Eukaryota, Metazoa, Chordata, Lepidosauria, Squamata, Phrynosomatidae. The record is from RefSeq and is a predicted model, not a curated record.
AUGGAGACAGUAGUGGCCGUCUCUUGGCUGUUAGAGGAUGGAACUGGACAUGUCCCAGGCAAUCCUUGCACCUCCAGCCUACCUUGCUUCCUUCAGAUGAAAGUAUUCAUUUUCUUCAUAAUUUCAAUAACAAUGGCCAGCAUGGCUGUUUUCCUUGCUUUUGUUCAGGAGGGCAGAAAUGAGUUAUUCAGAGAAACAAAAGAAAAUGGAAUUAAAAGAACUGCUCAGGAAGCAGCUUCUAUAUCAGAAGAAGAAACAAGUAAAGGAAAAAAGAGUCUUCACCAAAGAAAUGAUUCCAUGGCUCCUGGCCACUUUCUGGCUUUUUUCAAAUACCUAGAACAAGAGACUCAAGCGAUCUCUGAAGCAGCUGAAAAAAUGGAAGCUUCAAUACAGGACCUGAAAGAAACAUUUCGUUCAAAGUAUAAACGAUCAUUGCCUCCAAGUGACCUGCUGCCCACUGAUGUUCUCAUGAUGCUUUCCAAUAUAUCUGGAUGCCUAUCUUAUAUGCUUCCACCCAAAUGCCCAGACAACUGUAUGACCAGUAAAUACAGACAUAUCACGGGAGCUUGCAAUAACAGGGACCAUCCCAGAUGGGGAGCUUCCAACACAGCUCUGGCCAGGUGGCUUCCUCCAGUUUAUGAAGAUGGACUAAGUCAACCAAAAGGAUGGAAUCCUGGUUUCUUAUAUAAUGGAUUUCCAUUGCCCCCGGUGCGUGAAGUUACUAGGACAAUUAUUGAGGCCUCUAAUGAGGCUGUUACUGAAGAUGAACAAUAUUCUGAAAUGAUCACUAUCUGGGGACAAUAUAUAGAUCAUGACCUUGCCUUCACACCCCAGAGUGUAAACCAACCUUCCAUCCUAGGAAGAGCAGACUGUCGUCUGACAUGUGAAAACAGAAAUCCAUGUUUCCCAAUACAGGUUUUUGUCAAUGAUACAGUCUCCAUGAUGAGCUGCUUGCCUUUCUACCGUUCAUCCCCUGCAUGCACCACUGGUCUCCAGGGAGUUCUGAUAGGAAAUCUUUCCAUCUUAAAUCCAAGGCAACAGAUUAAUAGCCUAACUUCCUUCCUUGACGCAUCUACUGUUUAUGGCAGCACAACCGCCACUGAGAACAAACUGAGAAAUAUGACUAGCAAAGAAGGCCUCCUCAGAAUAAACAUGAAAUAUUUUGACAAUGGCCGUGAAUACCUACCUUUUGUCAACCAGGUUCCUUCACCUUGUGCUCAGGACCCCAAAGCAGACAAAGGAGAAAGAAUCGAAUGCUUUAUGGCAGGAGACUCCAGGUCAAGCGAAGUCCUUUCAUUGACAGCUAUGCAUACAGUUUGGUUGCGUGAGCACAAUCGCCUUGCAAAACAACUAAAGAAAUGGAACCCACACUGGAAUCCUGAAAUCAUCUAUCAAGAGGCUCGCAAAAUUGUUGGUGCUCUCCAUCAGGUAGGCUGAUACUAUAUUACUAUGAGAGACUAUGUCCCAAAAUAUUGGCCUAGUGCUUUGAACCAAAUAUGUUGGUCCUAUAAAGGCUAUGAUCACAUGGAUCCUACAGUAUCCAAUGUAUUUUCUACAGCCUUUCGCUUUGCUCACGCUGCAAUUCAUCCAAUAAUAAAGAGACUCAAGCACAGUACCAGGAUGACCCAAACCUUCCCAACCCCAUUUGCAUGAAGUUUUUUCACACCCUGGAGACUCAUUAAUGAAGGUGGUUUGGAUCCUGUUCUGAGGGAACUGGCAACUGCUGCAAAACUGCCAUUGCAAGAUCAACUAGUGAAUGAGGAAUUAACAAAGACUUUUGUGUUGUCCAAUAAUGGUUCAUUGGAUUUAGCAUCAUUAGAUUUACAACGGGGACGGGAUCAUGGACUGCCAGGUUACAAUGACUGGCGAAAAUUCUGUGAUUUGCCAUUGCUAAAAACAGAAAGGGAGCUGACAGAAGCAAUCAAAAACAGGAAGGUUGUCCAAAAUAUCAUGGAACUGUACAGCAGCCCUGAUAACAUUGAUGUCUGGCUAGGGGGAAUAGUAGAAAAUUUUCUUCCAGAUGCCAGAACAGGUCCAUUGUUUGCAUGUAUAAUUGGAAAGCAAAUGAAAGCACUGAGAGAUGGUGAUCGAUUUUGGUGGGAAAACAGUGAUGUUUUUACUGAAACCCAAAGGCAUGAACUCAGAAAAUAUUCUUUAUCCAGAUUAAUCUGUGAUAACACAAACAUCAUUGAAGUACCCCUUGAUGCCUUCAUGCUUGGAAAAUAUCCUAAAGAUUUUGAGCCUUGUGAAAAUAUACCAACCAUUAAUUUAGAAGCCUGGCAGGAAGCUUCGCACCCAGAGCUGGCUUGUGGUUUCCCAAUAAGCGUAGAACACGGUGAUUUUGUUCGUUGCUCCAAAGCAGAAAAAUCCAUGGUUACCUACUCAUGCCACCAAGGUUACAAGCUACUAGGAGAAGAACAACUGUCUUGUACCAAAGGGAUCUGGAAUACAAAAGCACCCAUCUGCCAAGACAUCAAUGAAUGCGAAAACAAAGACAAUCCACCAUGUCAUUCCUCUGCUAAAUGUGUAAACAUUAAGGGCACAUUUCAGUGUCUUUGCACAGAUCCCUAUGAACUGGCAAAAGAUGGGAAAACAUGUACAGAUUCUGGGAAGCUUUCCAGGGGCUCUCUAGUCUCCAUCAUUUUAGGUAUCGUUCUCGUUUGUUGCUUGGCAGUAUCAAGCUGGUUUGUGAUUUGCUGGUGGUGCUACUCAGCUACAUCCUCACUUAAUUUGCAUGUGUUAAAUGAUGAACGAAAUCUUUCUGCCGAAGUAGAUUGCAAGAGCUGCCUUGAAAUGAAUGCAUCACAGUCACAAUCAAAUAUACUAGUUAAAUCAGAUGAUAAGAUCCCUGGGCUCUCCAUAGUAGCUAGCAGCCUAGGAAUUCUUUCUCCUACUUAACCCUGGAUGGACUUCCUGAAACCAUAAAUAAAAGGAUCCCCCCAGUGGUCCACGCAUUUUGCUCUGCAUGUGAAUUGUUACAAAACACCACAGAAGAUACCAUGAGGUUAUGCUGUGUAACAGGAAGCAAAGGAGAACAGGACUGAAUAAAUGAUCCAAAAAUGUGCCUGUGCCAGACCAUUCUGUCUUUAGUGUUAAAAAAGAAUCCAUAACACCUGUAAUCCAUCUUUGUUCAGGUGUUGGCCAUUAAA